Messenger RNA from Spodoptera frugiperda (fall armyworm), 1426 nucleotides. RefSeq lists its product as uncharacterized. The transcript has 3 exons. NCBI's taxonomy places the organism in Eukaryota, Metazoa, Arthropoda, Insecta, Lepidoptera, Noctuidae. Bases 70 to 1188 code for a protein of 372 amino acids. The record is from RefSeq and is a predicted model, not a curated record.
AUUUUUGAAAAACAAUCUCUUGUCAGAAUCCAAUCAGAAACGGAGGCAACGGACGUCGGGUGAACGCAGAUGGCGACUGCAAAAAUGUUGCGAACACAAGCUUUAUUUUAUGUGAUUGCAAUAUCGUUACAAAUUGCUAGUGGACAACGAGACAGAUAUAAUUAUCGAGAGGAAGACAAUUUGAACGACGACUAUUAUAAUAUGAUCAUCCCGGACUUGGAGGAGGCGCUCCAAAAUUUGGAAUCAUUCAUGGCAACUGCUGAGGCGAACAACAACGAAGCAGCAUAUGAGAACGCGCUAGAUGUCCUGCACAGUCUCGUCGAAUAUACAAGGAAUUCCAACAACGCUUAUAAAUUCAUUAAACUUAAAGGGAUAGAUAGAAUCAUUCCUAUGAACCUGAAAUCAAACAACAUUAAAGUAAGAACUCGUACACUUAUCUUCAUGAAAAGUCUAUUCGAUAUAGCUCCAACUACUAUGUCCGCUUCCAUGCCGAUUGUCAUAGUAGACAAGAUACUAGAUAUAUUCGAAACUGACAAAAUGCCUUUGAAAUCCCACGCCGUGGACGUGUUGACGUACUGGUUGCCUGGGAACCCGCGGGUGCAAGCUAGAGUGAUGAAGCUUAAAGGCUUGGUGCCAUUCUACGACCAGGUAGACAAAUUAGAUACACAUGUCAUUGUAUCUCUAGUCAAUUUGUUCACCAAAGUUCUACAAGAACACAUCCGAGUUAGGAGUGACUCGCAGAAGCAUCUUGUCGACAAUGACCAGAUGAAAUUUUACUUGAGAACAGGUUUAUUGGAGUACAUGUCAACUGAGACUGUCUGUAAUGGACUCCUGGACAUCUUAACGAAGUUAUGGUCCUCUAGUUCGGAGGAACACGGUGUCUUGGUGGUCGCUUUUGACUUGAUCAAGACUAUUCAGCCGUACUGCUUGACGAUGUAUCAGACCAAUGAGAGAGCUAAGAAAUUGUUCGCUGAUCUUUCUACAUUCGUGAAUGAUGCAGACAACCAGGAAUUCUUUGACGUGUAUAAUUUGAACGUGACGGACGUAGCCUUGGUCGUUGCCGGGUACAUGGAGAAGUUCAAUGUUCCGAAUAUAAAGGACGAAAUGGCGGGCCAUAGUUUGCUUACAACGCCAAAACACAACGUUAGCAUUCAACAAAUCCCACAAUUAAUUUACAGUAAAGUUUAAUGCAAUUUCAAUACAUCUUUUAUUCAAAUUGUAGGACGUAGGUAUCUAUUGUGAAUAUUCUCGGUAUAACAAUAAAAUGUUUGUGCAACUUGCGACAUCAUUACCGGUUACCAGUUUACCACAAUGACAAAUCACGCGCCAUGGGUGGCCGCCAUUACAGAUUGCGUUUCCCGCGCUUCCGUUUAGGCGGGAAGCCGACAUUAGUGUUAGUUUUUUUUUAUUUUUUUUUAUACCUUGU